This is a messenger RNA of Teleopsis dalmanni, 5722 nucleotides long. RefSeq lists its product as uncharacterized. The coding region runs from base 64 to 5604 and encodes 1846 amino acids. Gene Ontology annotation, molecular function: protein binding. The record is from RefSeq and is a predicted model, not a curated record. NCBI's taxonomy places the organism in Eukaryota, Metazoa, Arthropoda, Insecta, Diptera, Diopsidae. The transcript is spliced from 5 exons.
CAAGAAGAAGAAGAAGCACAGCAGCAGCAUCAACAAGAAUAUAGUAUCAAACUCACAAAACACAUGCAAUCAAAGCAUAAACAAAAUUGCACAAAUGCUUUACAAAACCGACAACAUCAAAAGCUGCAGCAUAAAAAACAACAACACCACCAACGCCAAGAACAACAGCAACAGAAACAAAAACAAAGCGAACAACAUCAACAAUUUAAAAGCCAAAACCAAAAGCAACGACAUCAGCAACUACAAUGGAUCCGCACAUGCUUUGUGUUUGUCAUUUGCCUGUCACUGCCCUCUGCAACGAACACGGAACCUCAGGUCCUUAUGCAGACAACAUCAAAUAAUACAGCAACGCCAGCAAUACGAGAAACAGCAUCAGCAACAACAUUAUUCACAACAACAACAACAACAGCAGCAGCAUCGCCAACAAAUCUGUUGGCUACGUAUACAAUAUCCGCUUCAAGACCCACACACCUUCCACAGUUAGCAAUGGCAACGGCAACGGCAACGGCAACAGCUACGACAAUAGAAACGACAACGUCAACAGCAAAAUCAACUGCAACAGCAACAGCAACGACAACAUUAAUAACUGAGGCAGUUGCUGCAACAUUUGAAAGUCAUAUGACAAAAGGAUAUUCAGUUAGGUUGCCUGUAGAUACCAGCGGUGAUGUUGCGUUAAGUGGGAGUGGCAUGGCUCGUAUACGCAUCGUACGUUCACUCGACAAUGGCCAUAACAAUGGGAAUAGUGGCAGCGGCAGUGGCAGUGGCAGCAGCAUUGGAGGCGUUUUCUCAUCCAACACGGACGGCAAUAAUAAUAUCGAGUGUCCCACUUUUGACGAGAAUUCAGCGUGUCCAUGUUAUAAAUUUGAAGAUGGUCUCUUCUUGGAAUGCCCUGGCACCACAGCCAUGUCAUUGCGUACCACAUUGGAACGCAUAUUACGGCCAAUACAUUCGUUAUCAAUUUAUGAUUUUGAUCGUUCGGUCACGUCGCUUUCACAGGAUGUCUUUCAACCUGGUGUCAAUGUGAAACAUUUGCAAUUUUCGCACUCGCAUUUGGAAACGCUCAAGGAUAACAGCCUGAAAAACGUACGUGCAACGUUGGAGUCGUUGAGCAUUGUUAAUGGCAAAUUAACACAGAUACCAUCGCGUGCGCUGAGUUCCAUGCAAAAAUUAACUGCGCUCGACUUUGACUACAAUGAAAUCUCGAAGAUAGAGAACUAUAGUUUCUAUGGUCUACGGCUAUCCAAGCUCAAUAUGAAAGGCAAUCGACUACAGGCUAUUCCAGAGCAUGGUUUUGCGGGUCUUGAGGAGUCAAUGCAAGAAAUUGAUUUGUCUGAGAAUAGCUUACGUACUUUUCCUUUGCUGGCUUUGAGAAAACUGGAUCAUCUGCGCACAUUACGUUUGUCAAAUAAUAAAAUCUCAACAUUUUAUGGUGACAUCACCUUAACAACUAAUAAUGCCUCAGCGGUAGCUACCCUGCGUUUACCAUCGCUUAUUUUUCUCGGUCUCAGCUCAAAUCAAUUUACAGAAAUUAUUGAUGAUUGCUUUCGCGCAUUUCCAUUACUUAAAACUCUCUCUCUAUAUGCUAACCAGAUCGAAAUAGUACAACCAGAUGCUUUUAAGAGUCUCAAGGAACUUAUGUCAUUAGAUAUGUCACACAAUCGUAUUAUUUCAUUGGACUCAAAAAUAUUCGACAAGAACAAACGUCUACAAACUGUCGAUUUGAGCCACAAUCAUAUACAUUCUAUCAGCGGUGUAUUCUCAAAUUUACCGCAAUUGCGCGAAAUAUUUCUAUCGGAAAACAACAUUCUAGAGUUGCCCGCAGAUGCAUUCACCAAUUCCACCAAUGUCGAUGUCAUUUACUUAGAAUCGAACGCUAUAGCACAUAUUGAUCCAAAUGUGUUUAGCACACUCAUCAAUUUAGAUCAUCUCUACCUGCGCGCUAACUUCAUCCCUUUAGUGCCAGUGACACUAUUUGACAAAUGCCAAAAGCUGUCCUCGCUGUCAUUAGACAACAAUGAAAUACAGGAUCUAGAAAUUGGCAUGUUCCGUAAACUGGAGUAUUUGCGUGAAGUACGCCUACACAACAAUCGCAUACGUCGCAUACGUAAAGGUGUAUUCGAACCAUUGCCGGCUCUACAGGAGUUGCAUGUGCAAAAAAAUAACAUCGAAGAUAUAGAGCCGGGUGCGUUUUAUACACUAACCAAUAUGCAGCACAUAAAUUUGCAAGACAACCAACUAACUGUGUUGGAAGACAUCUUUCCAAAUGAAAAUGUUAACUCCUCUUUGCUCUCCAUACAAUUCGAGUCGAAUUAUAUACACAAGAUCCAUACAAAAACCUUUCGCCAUCAGUUACGUAUACAGAUUAUGUGGCUGCGUGAUAAUAAACUCACAAAAAUUGAGAAGUCCAUGUUCGUUGAUCUUAAGGAGUUAAGUCGUUUAUAUCUGGACAACAAUCACAUACGUGAUAUUGACAAAGAUACUUUUAGCACGUUGAAGAAUCUCAAGUUCUUAGAUUUGAGCCAUAAUCGGCUUAAGCAUGUGCGUCGGGAAUAUUUUUCUGCAUUGCAUAACUUAGAAGAACUUUCCUUGUGCGAUAAUCAUAUAGAAGCUAUUGAAGGUUAUGCUUUCAACAAACUGAAGAAUUUGCGAGUUUUAGAUUUGUCAAAUAAUCCUCUAGUACAAAUCACAAAGGACGUUUUUAUGGAUGAAUUAUCAUUGACACAUCUCAAUUUGCGCAACACUUCAUUGCGUAAAAUUGAGAUGCAUACAUUCAAGUCCUUGCAGAACUUGAAUGUGUUAAAUUUCGAAGAGAAUUACUUAAACCCUGCCGAUAUACAAAAAUUAGACGUACCUGGCUUAAGAACCCUACAGCUAUCACACAAUAAUUUUAGUAACGUGGGUGUAGGUGGCAUUAUAGCUGGCAUGUUCGAUAAAUUACGUUCCCUACAGCACCUCACCAUGGCCAACUGCAGUGUAGGUACAAUACCAGACCAAUUAUUCACAAAAAAUACGAAUUUAGUCAAAAUUGACCUUUGUCACAAUCACUUAACCGUCAUGAAUCGCAAUAUUUUUAAUGGCCUCAACGUUUUUAAGGAACUUCGUCUAUGCCAUAAUAAUCUAUUCGAAUUUCCACACAUACCUCUAUAUAACUUGAGUACACUGGAAAUCUUAGAUUUGUCACGAAAUCAACUGAGCGUCAUCGACUUUUUUAAACUUAGCGGAACACUCAAUCUACGACAAUUAUUUUUGAACGAUAAUAAAAUCACUUCACUUAGCGGUUUUAAUGCAGUGAAUCUAACACAACUGGACAAUGUUGACUUGAGUGGUAAUUUGCUGUUAUCACUACCGGCUAAUUUUUUGCGUCACUCAAUUAACUUGCAGCGCGUUGACUUGUCUAGCAAUCGCUUUCUGCAAAUUCCGAGUUCCGCUUUAUCUGAUGUCUCAAUACCACGCCUAUCUUGGCUAAAUCUAACUGGAAAUCCAAUCAAUAAAAUUUACACUGUUAAAGAAGAACGUUACCCGUAUCUGAAGGAGCUCUAUAUUUGUCAAACGAAUUUAUCCAUACUCACCUCAAAGGAUUUUGAAGCAUUUCAAGCGCUACAACAUUUGCACCUUGUGAAUAAUCGUAUUACACGCAUUUCACCCGGCGCCUUUAAAUCACUCACGAACUUAUUAACCCUCGACAUAAGCGUCAAUGAACUGGAGCUGCUGCCAAAGGAACGUUUGCAAGGCUUAUCCUUGCUGCGUACGCUGAAUAUUUCGCACAACAGCUUGAAGGACUUGGAGGAAUUUAGUGCGGACUUAGCACAGCUGCAAACAUGCGAUUUAUCCUUCAAUCAACUGGAUCGUAUAUCGAAAAAGACUUUUCGCAAUUUGCACGGCUUGGUGCAGCUUUAUUUGAUGGGAAAUCGCAUGACUGUGCUUUCGACAGACGCGUUUCGAUACCUCAGAAAAUUGGAUGUGCUCGACUUGCGCAAAAACUAUUUCGAAUUGAUACCCAUUGAUGCACUGAAACCAUUGGAAACGAAUAUAAAAACCCUAAAAUUGGAAGAAAAUCCACUGCAUUGCAGCUGUGAUGCACAGAAACUGUGGGAAUGGUUACGUGAUCAUCGAAAAUGGUCCGCAACGGGUGAUAAUAUUAAUUACCUCAGGUGCGAACUUCCGGCGGAGCUGCGUGGCAAGAUAUUCGCUAAAAUGGAACCAAAACAGUUUUGUGAUGCGCCAUUAAUACCAAAAAUUGCCAUACAGGAUAUACAACCAUACUCAGUUGUCGUUUCAUGGCAGAGUCGCGAACAUUUAGGAUUAAAUGGUUACGAAAUCGUUUACCAUUCAACAACAGAUGGCGGCAUGGAUAUUGAUGAGAUACGAGGCAAACGUUUGAACGGCACGGCACACUCAGCAAAACUAACAAAACUUAACGCGAAUACACGGUAUCAUAUUUGCGUUAUUGGCACCGGUAAUUGGCUUUCCGAGCCUGUGGCAAACGCACUUCAAAGAAUACAUUUUAACGACUCAUUCCUAAUGCUGCGCGAUGAAGCUGGUGGUACCAAUCAGCUUUUUUACCAACACCAACAACAACAACAGCAGCAGCAGCAACAGCAACAGCAAUAUCAAUCCCAUCAAUUGCAACAUCCGUAUCAGCAGCAUCAUGCAUAUCAGCAAAUGUACGCCGAUAACAUGGGCGACCAUAUAGACUUUCUGAAUCAGCACACGCAAGCUCAACCACAACAACAACAGGCACUAAUCGAGAACACAGUUAUGACCGACAAUGCAUUGCAGGAAGUGUUAAAAAAUUCACACAUUUCCACUUGCACCGACGUACAAACACUCGACUCGACGCCAAGUUUAAUCACCGACGAAAACGGCCUUUCAAGCAAUGGCUUCAUACAUUCGAUAUUAACGCGCCGCCUAGGACUCAUAGUGGGCUGUUGUCUGGGCAUCAUAGUAUUUAUCGUAAUGAUAUCGGUGCUUAGCUAUGUUAAGUUGAAGAAGCAGCGCAUAGAGAAUGCCAAGCGGCAAGCAGCUAUGCCACCCGAAUUUAUCUCAUAUCGUCACUUCUCCAUACCCAACGAGGAGCUGGUACGUUCUGGUACUGUAAUGUCAAGUGUACCGAGUGGUAUUAGUGCACACAUUAGCGGCACUAGUUUGAGCACAAGUACAACAGCAGCUACGACACCAAUCGGUGUAGUGGCCGUGAAGACUGUUGAUGGCGGUGUUACUGGUGUUGGUGGUGUUGGUAGCAUUGGAUUGGGUGUGAGUGCGAGUGUGAGUACGGCUGUUGUCGGUGGCAAUGUUGGAAAUACUGGAAAUGGUAAUGGCAAUGGCACUAUGAUAACCGGCGGCAAUGGUGCGGUAAAUUUAACCUCAUCUACCGCAAUUGCGCCAUCGAAUGAUGUUGUAAGCGUGACAACGACUGCAAAUAACCACAAUCAUCAUGCGCAUCAUCAGCACCAUCAGCACAGCCAGCACAACCAGCAUCAGAACCAGCAACAGCAUCCACAGCAGCAACAGCAGCAACAUCAGCAGGGUAGCAAUCAUCACAGCGGUGUAGGUUAUAUGGCAGCAGGUGUGGUGCUUGGCGCAAAUCAUUUAAACGCGUGUUAGUUACCAUUAAAGAUACUCAUUCUCGAGGAGCAAUUCACCUUUACUCAUGCGAUGUAUGUAAAAGUUGUCAUAAUAUUUUAUGGAAUUCGAUUCCACUUUAUUUUCAAAAAAAAAAUAA